UUUCCAGGGCGCAAAAUGGCGGCGGCGGUGCGUGUGGAGGAGCUGCUGGCGGCGGCGGCGGCGGGGGAGGCGCUGCCGGGGGAGCCGCAGCCGCCGCCGCCGCAGCCCCGGGGCGUGUCGGUGGAGAAGGAGCUGGAGCUGGAGUUCGACCUGGGCAACCUGCUGGCGCUCGACCCCAACCCGCCGCCGGCGGCGGGGCUGCGCGGGGCCGGGCCGCGGCGGGAGGCGGUGCUGCGGGCGCUGGCCCGGGACAACGCGCAGCUGCUGGUGGCGCGGCUCUGGGCGCUGCCGGCCGAGCGGGCCGGCGGGGCGGCGGGGCCGCUGGUGGCCCGCCUGCCCGAGCCCUCCUGCCGCCUGCCCCGCGAGAAGCCGCUGCCGCGCCCGCGGCCGCCGACCCGUUGGGAGCAGUUCGCCCGCCUCAAGGGCAUCCGGCGGCGCAAGCGGAGCUCGCUGGUGUGGGACGAGCAGGCCAAGGAGUGGCGGAGGCGCUGGGGGUACCGGCGGGCGGGCGGAGACCCGGCCCGCUCCUGGCUGGUGGAGGUGCCGGCGGGCGCCGACCCGGAGGAGGACCAGUUCGCCAAGAAGCGGCAGGAGAAGCGGGAGCGGGUGGCCCGCAACGAGUUCAACCGCCUGCGCAACCUGGCCCGCGCUCACCGCGCCGCCACCGCCGUCCCCGCCCCGCCGCUGCACCCCACCGGCCACCAGAGCCGCGAGGAGCUGGGCCUGGCCGCCCGUGUCGCCCGCGUCUCCACCGCCUCGCUCGGCCGCUUCCAGCCCCGGCUGCCCAAGGAGCCGGCAGAGCUGCCCCCCCGAGGCCGCGGCGGCAAGAAGCGGCGCUUCCAGCCGGUGCUGGGCGACCUGGCGGCCGAGCGCGGGAGGCAGCUGGAACUGCUGCGGACCAUGAACAGCAAGAAGCCGGCUCUCGACAUCACCCGCGCUGUCAACAAGCAGCUCCGCGAGGAGGAUGCCGAGGCCGCCUCUGCCAAGGGCAAGAAGCGGGGGCAGCGUGGGAAGCGCGGCCGCCGGCAGCAGCAGCGGCCUGGCCGCGGUGGCAAGAAGAGCGGGGCCCGGCGGCAGCAGCGCCCUGGAGGCGGCAAGAGGAAGAAGGCUUGAGGCAGGGACUGGGGGACUGUGUCACAGGCUGGGGGUGCCUGCUGAGGGGCACGAAGGGACUGCUGGUGUCAGCCACCUGCCCUGUGUGCUGCUCCCACACCUCGCUGUCAAUAAACGUGCUCCGGUUUUUC
Messenger RNA from Cygnus olor (mute swan), 1244 nucleotides. RefSeq names its product ribosome biogenesis regulator 1 homolog (gene RRS1). Gene Ontology annotation, biological process: ribosomal large subunit export from nucleus; ribosome biogenesis; endonucleolytic cleavage in ITS1 to separate SSU-rRNA from 5.8S rRNA and LSU-rRNA from tricistronic rRNA transcript (SSU-rRNA, 5.8S rRNA, LSU-rRNA). Gene Ontology annotation, cellular component: preribosome, large subunit precursor; nucleolus; nucleus. The transcript has a single exon. Bases 16 to 1113 code for a protein of 365 amino acids. The record is from RefSeq and is a predicted model, not a curated record. Gene Ontology annotation, molecular function: protein binding. NCBI's taxonomy places the organism in Eukaryota, Metazoa, Chordata, Aves, Anseriformes, Anatidae.